CGGCAGGCGAAGAACAACGAUGCUUGCUCCGACGCUGAAGCGGUGUCUGCACACGACGGCGCUCCUUCGCCAGGAGGGCGCCGCCGCCGCCGCCGCAGCUUCUGCAUCAGCAGCGACAGCGAGCAGGAAGUCGGCACCGACCGCCUCGGCUUCCGAGCUUGCCAAUGCGCUCCGGCGAGUCGUGGGAGGCGCGCGACCUCCUCGAGCGGCAGGAGGAGCCAAGGGCCCAAACCGCGAUGGCGACAGGCGAGCAAGCGGAGCUCGGCCCAGGUCAGAGGGUGAUAGGCGAGGCGCUCAAAAUGACCGACGUGGUGGCGGCGGCAAUAACAACGAUCGACGAGGCGGCGGCAACAACGAUCGGCGAGGCAACAGCAGCGGCGACCGUCGCGGUGCACAGGGGCAGGGGCAGGAACAGCGUCGGCGGCGUCCGUCUGUCCUCCGGGAUGUACGUGAGCGCUCGGGCGGCGGCGGUACACAAUUCGAGCGCGGCGCCACGACACCCGCCCUCGACCGGCCACUGCCGCCGAUCGAGGCGCUGAUCCCUCGCACCGAGUGGUCCGCCUCUUCGUCGAAGGGCACCGUGCCCUUCUCGCGCAUCCCUUACACGACGCCCUCGGAACUGCUGGGCCGGCCAGACCUCGACGCCCUCGUUGCCUCGCCGGCCUCGUCGUCUUCCCUAGCUGCGAGCAGCAGCAACAGCAAGCGCACGCGGCCGUUGCGCAACGCCGAGCGCGCCCUCCGCUACCACCUCUCGCCGCGCGGCAACAACACACUGGGCCCGCUCGGUGCGCCCACGCCCAUCGCGCGGCCCGGCGCCCACACGGCGUGCGCAACGCAGGCUACUGCAGCAGCAGCAGAUGGCGACAAGUCCAUCAAGGAGCAGAGCCGCGACGAGCGGAUGCGCCUCCUCGACGAGACCGUCGGCGGCGACUAUUCGGCGCAGCUGGCCCCGUCGCUCCUCAAGGACAGCGACGCAGCGCGGCAGCCACAGCUCAAGACGGCCGCCGACGCGCUGGCGAGCAACGCCGAGCUCAAUGUCGCCAGCCGGGCCUGGACGCUCGACGUGGUGCGGCGCAUCAUCAGCCGGCCGAGCAAGUAAGGGUAUCAGAGCAGCAAAGAAUCUAAUUACGAC
Molecule: messenger RNA, 1132 nt
Organism: Acaromyces ingoldii
Lineage: Eukaryota; Fungi; Basidiomycota; Exobasidiomycetes; Exobasidiales; Cryptobasidiaceae
Exons: 1
Coding region: 20-1099 (359 amino acids)
Source: RefSeq, a predicted model, not a curated record